Molecule: messenger RNA, 3028 nt
Organism: Lytechinus variegatus (green sea urchin)
Lineage: Eukaryota; Metazoa; Echinodermata; Echinoidea; Temnopleuroida; Toxopneustidae
Product: 39S ribosomal protein L52, mitochondrial-like
Exons: 5
Coding region: 118-540 (140 amino acids)
Biological process (GO): mitochondrial translation
Cellular component (GO): mitochondrial large ribosomal subunit
Molecular function (GO): structural constituent of ribosome
Source: RefSeq, a predicted model, not a curated record
CCGCAGUGUAGUGAAGUAUACACACGUAGCACUUCAUAAACAAUCAACGUUCAACGAAAACUGAAUCCCAGUCGGCCAGUCGAACAUUUUCAAGUAUUGAGAGAAAGCAAGGCCAAGAUGCUUCAAUCAGCAAUACAAGCAGCAUUUAGACCGACAGUUAGGUACCUUAGCAACAGUUCUUCAUGUUUGGCUGGGAAAAAAUGGAGAGAAAGCCAAGGAUUAGGACGAUCUGGUAACGAGUAUGGACCUCUCACUGAUAAUCCUGAUUGGUCAUUUGCAGAUGGACGACCUGCUCCUCCACAAACUCAUCAGCUAAGGAGAAAGGAAGAACAGCGGGAACUUGCAGAGCAGAUUGAUAUUCUAUCGAAGGAGAUGCUGCAAGGGAAGGUUAAAUAUCAAGAGAAGAUGAAAGGAGAGAGGAGAAAGGAAGAGUUGAGAGCGGGAAUGCGACUGAAACCCAAAGGAAGUGCCUGGAAACAAGAAGAUUAUGUAGAACGGAGACGGACAGCAUCGUCUAAGAAAAUACAAUCACAGCGGUGACACAAAGGAAUAGAUACAGCCUUGAACUAUUUUUGUUGAAUACACUCUCAUUCAAAAUUGCCUAUGUGAGACUGCUCUUUAACAGAACUUCAUUCACGGAAUAACCCAUUUAAUAUUAUUUCUUGAAAUGGGAUGCAUUUCAGUCUGCAUAAGUCAACGCCUGUGAAAUUGGAAGCAAUUUUUCAGACAAGGAUGGUUUAUUCAUAUCAGUGAUAGAAUGCAUUUGCUUUUAUUUUACACUCAGAGAUUAAGUUGGUUUUGAAAUUGAAUAGAAUAGAGUAUAGUUUAAACAUUUGAAUAGCAGUAUUCAAAAAUUCAAAUGACAAAUUGUUAAGGAUUUUUCAAGUGUCUGUUAUUUACUUUUGAACAAUUACAAGUAAAUAUGCAAAUUUAUGUAAUUUAGGGAAAUGAAGAUAUCAUUCUAGAUGCUCAUAAUUAAAAAAAAAUAAUUAUCAAAACUUUUUUAUAUUUAGAUAUUUAUAUAUAGACGGGGUGAUACAUAGAAGGUUUGUUUUGGUCAGAUGUACUCUCCUUGCUACUGCGCGAUUUGUGCUCGAGUGACAUCAUGACCUAUGACAAUACAGUAAAUGACAUUCCUUCAUACUUCCUGUGUACAAAUCUCCCUAGGCCUUGAUAUGCAUGAAGUUAGUAACCAUUAACAAUGAUAUUGGCAUGCCCUAAUGCGAUGCAUGUCCUCUUCCCCUGUAAUAAUCUUCAAAGAGCCCCUAGCCUAUCAUGAAGAUGAGAUUGGACUGCCUUUGUGACAAAAAUGACUGAUGAGUACUCUUGUUGAGCUCUCACAAACUUUACAACUUAACAAUAAUAAAUAUUGCAUAUUUAUUGUCAUCAAAUAUACCAUAAUGUGUGUACACAGUGUCUAUUUUGAUUAGAAACCGUGCAUGUAAUGUACAUCUUCCUAGUGAUGACAAAUAUUGUUGUUUUUUUUUCAGUGGCAUGUAGAGGGAUUUCACACAAAUCAAUUUCAACUUUUUUGUUAUUUCAUGGUUUCCAGCAGACCUACAAGUCAUGUCACUUGGUCUUUUUUUGUGAUUGUCAGUCCACAUGUGCUUUUCAAAAAUUAGAAGAGAUAAGCAGAUGGAAACUUACAUGGCAACAAAUUAUAUAUAUAUAUAUACAUUUGAGGAUGAUGCAGUUAAUGAAGUAUUGCUCCUAUCUGUGGUUCUCAAAUUAUCAGAAUUGAUUCGAGUUUACUUUUUCAUAUGUUUAAUAUUGAAAAACUAUCUUUGCUUCUAUCUCAUGUUUUUGUUUAUUAGUAUUUUAGACAAUCGUGAUGUGUAAUCAUUGUAGAUGGGACUGUGUGUUGGAAUUUGAGACAUUAAGAGGGAACAUAUACCUUAGGGAUCAGUUGGUAUCAUGUAUGAAAUAGAGGUGUCUGAUAUAUUGAAUACACAGGUGUAUUAAUGAUGAUGAAUAGUAAUGAUGUCAUAUUUAUUUAGGGUAGCCACUUCAGUUCUGAAAACUUUCUAGUCAGGCAGCAUGGGUCAUGAUUUGACUGCUACUUUGACUAAUUUGCCAAGUUGGAUUUUUUACUUUCAUGUGUUCAAUUACAUGACAUGGAUAAUUUUCAACUAGGUAUAAAAUUUCUAAUAGUUAUCUUGGCCAUCUGACGGGUCAAAAUCAGGUCCUUCCUUUAACCCUAGCUCGUUCCAUCCACAUGUGAACAUUGAUCCGCAAGGGUCCGCCACUGGUAUCAAUCUUGGGCGAUGAGGACUGCUUCAUUCUAAUUUGUAUCCCAAUCAGUAAAGUCUCUUUAAUUGUUCUCCACCAUGUUCGGGACCAUGUUAGAUGUGGUCUACCUCUCUUCCUUUUCCCUCCUUCUGGUUCCAUGUAACAGCCAUCCUGACUAUGCUGCUUUCUGGCAUCCUUAGGACGUGACCAAGCCAUGUCAGCCUUUGUUUUUGAAAUUAUUUGGCUGAGUAACUUUCGGUUUGUUUGGUUCCUUACAUCCUAAUUGUAUUGUGUUCCCUCCGUGAGAUAUUUCAGAUCCUUCGUAAACAUUUGCUAUGAAAAGCAUCUAGCAUUUCCCUGUCUCUUACCGUCAUUUCGCAGGUUUCACUGGCAUAAAAGAGGAUUGGGGUCAAAUUUUGAAAAUGCCCCUACUGCAUUGAUUGACAUGCCAAAUAUUUUUCUUGUUGUAAUGAACAGAAGAGUGUACAGCAUCAUUCGUGUAUACCCUGGGCCUGGACCUCUUGUUAAGAAGUUAAUUACCAGAAAGUUUGAAAGGUCAACAAAUUUAAAUUAGAAGGCGAUCCACUAAAAUCAGGGAAUUAGACAUUUCACACCAAUUUGAAAGUUUCUUGUGAUGUCCUUGAACAUAAAGUGAAAAAUCAAACUUGGAAAAUUUGUCAUAGAUCAAUGGUCAACGCUUUCUGGCUAAUUUUACCAGCAGGCCCUACGUAUUAAACAUCAUUUUAUGUUAUUGUAAGUAAAUCUUUUUUUAAUGCUAACAAAAUUCCAAUGAAAACUC